Molecule: messenger RNA, 2279 nt
Organism: Chelonus insularis
Lineage: Eukaryota; Metazoa; Arthropoda; Insecta; Hymenoptera; Braconidae
Gene: gprs
Product: speckle type BTB/POZ protein
Exons: 10
Coding region: 1119-2255 (378 amino acids)
Molecular function (GO): protein binding
Source: RefSeq, a predicted model, not a curated record
AAAAAUUUCUUAUUUUUUUUUAUACUCAGUAAAAUUCGUUUGAAAAAAUAAAAAUUCAUUCCUCGAUUGAAAAUAAGAUAAAAUACCAACUUGUUGCGGUUCCACGUAUUAUCGAUCUUAUAAGAAAGAUAAGGAAUUCAACAAUUGAUAGAAAAGACACGUAAUAAAUGAGUAUCUUGUUAGAUUUCAGGUAUAAUAUUAAAACUAAAUUUUUCUUCUUUGAAAUCUUAAAACUAAUUUAUCAUUUAUACAAUUCUUCUAUUUUAUUAAAAGAUUUUAUAACGUCAAAAAUAUCAAUCGAUUUUUUGUAAUAUAAUAUAUAGCAUUAUUUAUUAACCCUUUUGUAUUUAGAAGCUUAAGUAAAGAUGGAUAGGGGAUGAGAAAGAUAGUUUAUUGGUUGGGGAUGACCUAAUUCCAUCUAUGACGUGUUCAUAGAAUGAGGUCAGUAUAAUGAUUUGUUUUUAUUGUCAGUCUCUUCUUUCUUAAUCAUUCCUUUAUUUUAUUUUUUUAGUAAAAUUACAACAAUAAGAAUUAAAUAAUGGAAUAAGAAAUUCAAAUUAAAAAUGGAAAAUAUAUGAAAAUUUUCUGAAUUUAUUAAAUAGAAAUCGUGACAAGAAUUUAUACAUUCGGAUAGAAGAGAAAGCUCGCGGGUUGCGCAUGCGGUUUAACUGAAAUGAAAUAUCGAGUGGAAAUUCUAGAGAGUCCAAGUGCAAGUAGAAGUAGGAAAAACACCCUGGUGGAAAGCUCACAAGCAUUUCCAUUCAUGGAUCGACCUGUUCAUAGAUAAACCUUGGACGUCAACGAGUGUGAACGUAUAGAGUAACUUUUUGGGGGGCAACACUUAAAACUUACGUGAUCUAUUUCAUUCAUUUAGGAAUAAACUGUUGAAUCUUUUUAAAUUUUUAAAAUUAUUAUUACUCUUGAGAGUAUACGUUUCUUGAAUGCCAUUAAACAAAUUUUGAGUGUUGUUUAACAGUUUUAGUUGUGAAAGAAAUUCGAAUUAUCACAAUAUUAUCCCUAUAGAACAUUAAAAUUACGGUAAAGUGUUCUUCCGUGGGAAAAGUAGCCCGGCAAGCGAAGAAGCUCCAGAAUUCGAGCAACAGGACAACGCAAGCUCAAUGCCUGAAGCUUCGGGAUCGGGGGUUGGCCUGGGCGUGAUGGGAGUGGCUGACGAGCCAGAUUAUUCGACCUUCGAAAAUAGAACGGGUCUUGCUGAAGAUAUGAAAUUCCUGGCGAGCAUGCCCGAGCUUUGUGAUGUGACCUUUCUUGUUGGAGAAACUAGGGAACCGGUAUGUGCGGUGAAGGCUGUUCUCGCUGCAAGGAGCAGAGUGUUCCAUAAAAUGCUUUAUCAACAACCUAGUCCACAACGGAAAAAGGAACCGCAGAAAGACAAACUAAGAUUUUUAUUCAAACGUAGUUCGGAGCCGUUAUUAAAUUUACAAAAUGCAGCGCAACAGCGUUCAGGGUUCACUCAGCAGCUGGCUCCCAUACAAGAGCCUCAACCUAAUCAACAUCAAACGCUUAUUAUCGAGGAGUUUGAGCCAGAUGUUUUCCGUCAGCUUAUCGAAUACAUUCAUACAGGAUGUGUCACUUUACAACCAAGAACAUUGUUAGGAGUCAUGAACGCUGCCGAUUACUAUGGAUUGGAUGAAUUAAGAAAAGCUUGUGCUGGUUUUGUUCAAUGUUGUAUUACUGUUGAUACAGUAUGUGCUCUAUUAGCAUCUGCCGAACGAUACAUUCAAUAUAAAUGUACGAAAUCACUUGUUCAAAAGGUUUUAGAAUUUGUUGAUGAACAUGGAAACGAAGUUUUGAAUCUUGGCUCUUUUACCUUACUUCCACAGCAUGUUGUUAGAUUAAUUUUAGCAAGAGAAGAACUGAGAGCAGAUGAAUUUACUAAAUUUCAAGCAGCUCUUAUGUGGAGUAAAAAAUUCUGCGACAGCAAUCCUAAUACUACUCUACAAGAUGUCAUUGGAAACUUCCUUGAGUAUAUACAAUUUCAUAAAAUUCCAGCGACAAUGUUAAUGAAAGAAGUAAAUCCAUUAGGUCUAGUCCCUCAUGAAACCAUAAUGAAUUCAUUGGCCUAUCAGGCAGACCCCACCAGUGUCGACGUUGGAAAACUAUCUCCUUACAGAGUGAGAAAGCAUGGGCGUAGCAUGUCAGUACAGUCAUCAAUGGAUCCAUAUGAAAGCAAUAUGACUCUAAGUUCAAGUGGUAGUGAUGUCGGUUCUGAUCAAAAGCAUUCUGGUAGUAACUAACCUCUAGCCCCGGCCGCAUUACUU